CUUAUGGUUUUCUGAGCAACUACCGGUAAGCUGGUUUCUUUGGAAGCAGCUGACACACAUAGUUGUUGAGUCUGCCUCAUGGUUUCUGCGGUUAUGGGGCCUCUGAUUAGGUUUUUGUUGUUCUCCUUGCUUACCACAAGGCUACAAAAUGUGGAUGCUUAUGAUGGUCCUGAUCAAAGUCAGAAACCAGAUGGAGUGCUGGUUUCUCAUCAACCAGCUGUCUACCCAGCCUGGCUGCUUAAUGAGCAAGUAAAUGCUCCUCAACAGGAGUCUAAUGCACAAUUGCCUCAGGCCCCCAACCAACAGCAACAGGUGUACCACCCCCAUAUGCCUCAGGUCCCCAUGCAGCAGCAACUGGUGUAUCAGCUUCCCAUGAAGCAGCCUCAGAAGCAGGUGUCCUAUCCUCAGGUGUCUCAGGAUGCCAUGCUGCAGCAAGUAUACCAUCCCCAGGUCCCUGUGAAGCAGCCCCAGCAGCAGCAAGUGUACCAGCCUCAGGUCCCUGUGAAGCAGCCCCACCAGCAGCAAGUGUACCAGCCUCAGGUCCCUGUGCAGCAGCAGCCCCACCAGCAGCAAGUGUACCAGCCUCAGGUCCCUGUGCAGCAGCAGCAAGUGUACCAGCCUCAGGUCCCUGUGCAGCAGCAGCAAGUGUACCAGCCUCAGGUCCCUGUGCAGCAGCAGCAGCAAGUGUACCCGCCUCAGGUCCCUGUGCAGCAGCCCCAGCAGCAGCAAGUGUACCCGCCUCAGGUCCCUGUGAAGCAGCCCCAGCAGCAGCAAGUGUACCAGCCUCAGGUCCCUGUGAAGCAGCCCCAGCAGCAGCAAGUGUACCAGCCUCAGGUCCCUGUGAAGCAGCCCCAGCAGCAGCAAGUGUACCAGCCUCAGGUCCCUGUGAAGCAGCACCAGCAAGUGUACCAGCCUCAGGUCCCUGUGAAGCAGCACCAGCAAGUGUACCAGCCUCAGGUCCCUGUGAAGCAGCACCAGCAAGUGUACCAGCCUCAGGUCCCUGUGAAGCAGCCGCAGCAAGUGUACCAGCCUCAGGUCCCUGUGAAGCAGCCCCAGCAAGUGUACCAGCCUCAGGUCCCUGUGAAGCAGCCCCAGCAGCAGCAGCAAGUGUACCAGCCUCAGGUGCCUGUGAAGCAGCCCCAGCAGCAGCAGCAAGUGUACCAGCCUCAGGUCCCUGUGAAGCAGCCCCAGCACCAGCAAGUGUACCAGCCUCAGGUCCCUGUGAAGCAGCCGCAGCAAGUGUACCAGCCUCAGGUCCCUGUGAAGCAGCCGCAGCAAGUGUACCAGCCUCAGGUCCCUGUGAAGCAGCCCCAGCAGCAGCAGCAAGUGUACCAGCCUCAGGUCCCUGUGAAGCAGCCCCAGCAGCAGCAGCAAGUGUACCAGCCUCAGGUCCCUGUGAGGCAGCCCCAGCAGCAGCAAGUGUACCAGCCUCAGGUCCCUGUGAGGCAGCCCCAGCAGCAGCAAGUGUACCAGCCUCAGGUCCCUGUGAAGCAGCCCCAGCAGCAAGUGUACCAGCCUCAGGUCCCUGUGAAGCAGCCCCAGCAGCAGCAAGUGUACCAGCCUCAGGUCCCUGUGAAGCAGCCCCAGCAGCAACAAGUGUACCAGCCUCAGGUGCCUGUGAAGCAGCCUGAGCAGCAAGUGUACCAGCCUCAGGUGCCUGUGAAGCAGCCGCAGCAGCAAGUGUACAAGCCUCAGGUGCCUGUGAAGCAGCCACAGCAGCAGCAGCAAGUGUACCAGCCUCAGGUGCCUGUGAAGCAGCCCCAGCAGCAGCAAGUGUACCAGCCCCAGGUGCCUGUGAAGCAGCCCCAGCAGCAGCAAGUGUACCAGCCCCAGGUGCCUGUGAAGCAGCCCCAGCAGCAGCAAGUGUACCAGCCUCAGGUGCCUGUGAAGCAGCAGCAAGUGUACCAGCCUCAGGUGCCUGUGAAGCAGCCCCAGCAGCAGCAAGUGUACCAGCCCCAGGUGCCUGUGAAGCAGCCCCAGCAGCAGCAAGUGUACCAGCCCCAGGUGCCUGUGAAGCAGCCCCAGCAGCAGCAAGUGUACCAGCCCCAGCCCCAGGUGCCUGUGAAGCAGCAGCAAGUGUACCAGCCUCAGCCCCAGGUGCCUGUGAAGCAGCAGCAAGUGUACCAGCCUCAGCCUCAGGUGCCUGUGCAGCAGCCCCAGCAGCAGCAAGUGUACCAGCCUCAGCCUCAGGUGCCUGUGAAGCAGCCCCAGCAGCAGCAAGUGUACCAGCCCCAGGUGCCUGUGAAGCAGCCCCAGCAGCAGCAAGUGUACCAGCCCCAGCCUCAGGUGCCUGUGAAGCAGCCCCAGCAGCACCAAACCCAGGGUCCAGUGAAGCAGCAACAGAUGCCACAGCAAUCUGAUUUGAAGAAGCCAAGCUACCAUGCAAAGCGUCUCGGCCAUCAAAUAUAUCCACCCAGCAAACCUCAGUACCUGCAGCACUUUAAAGCACGGAAGUCUCAUCAAACUAAGGUGCCAAAGCAGUGAAUAUGUAAACCAUCCAAAAUAAAGUCUCUGAAAUUA
Molecule: messenger RNA, 2520 nt
Organism: Oryzias latipes (Japanese medaka)
Lineage: Eukaryota; Metazoa; Chordata; Actinopteri; Beloniformes; Adrianichthyidae
Source: RefSeq, a predicted model, not a curated record